CUACUUUUCCUUCAACAAACGCUGAUCUUCCUCAAUUCUCUCCUCAUCCCAUGGCUUCUCCGACUUCAAUUCUCUCUUUUCUUCUUCUGCUUCCUCUCACCGCCGCCGUCUCCUCUACCCAAGUCAUCAAAAUGUAUCCCAAACAACACGUCGUCGGGGCGGAACCCAAAUGUGAGAGCUGGAAAUUCUCCAUCGAAGUCAACAACGCAGGAUCCUGGAAGUCUAUUCCUCCAACUUGUAUUGAUUUUGUAAAGGACUACUUCAACAGUGGCCGCUAUCUUGCCGACUCUCGGUCUGUCGCAGCCUUCUCCUUGAACUUCGCUAGAUCAGUCAAGGUUAGUGAGGGCGACGCUUGGAUUUUCGACGUUGACGAGACACUGCUUUCAAAUUUGCCAUUUUACAAAGAUCACGAGUUUGGGUUGCAACCCUACAAUGACACUUCGUUCUUUGAGUGGGUGAAGAAGGGGUCAGCUCCUGCAUUACCAGCUAGUUUGACGGUAUACAAUUGGCUGAAAAAGCUUGGAUUUAAGAUUUUUAUUUUAACUGGGCGAGAUGAAUCUCUUAGAGCUGUCACAGAACAAAACCUGAUCGAUGCUGGGUAUUCUGGUUGGGAGAAACUUAUUCUCAGGGGACCUAAUGACGACAAGAAAAAUAUUGAAUACAAAUCAGAAAAGAGAGCUGAAUUAGUGAAUCAAGGUUACACAAUCCAAGGGAGCUCUGGAGAUCAAUGGAGUGAUUUGAUGGGAUUUGCUCUAGCAAAACGAUCAUUCAAGCUUCCAAAUCCAAUUUACUACUUCCCUUAGAACUUCAAUAAUUAUCCCUUUGCUUUUGGGAAUAACCUAGCCCAGCCCAUGAUGUACUCCCUAGUUCUAUGUGUGAUUAUAUCAUCAAUAAUUUGCCUUCCUAACCAUUUUGUCUUUGUGUUUUAAAGGUGCUUAAUCCAGUUUCUACCAAUAUUAUUACCAUCACUGGAAUUGAGUUAUGAAAACGGGACACACUUGCUUGAACAAUUUAAUUAAAUACAGUGCAUAUUCUUUUUC
Cucumis sativus (cucumber) is the source of this 1040-nucleotide messenger RNA. Its product is annotated as acid phosphatase 1. Lineage: Eukaryota; Viridiplantae; Streptophyta; Magnoliopsida; Cucurbitales; Cucurbitaceae. Gene Ontology annotation, molecular function: acid phosphatase activity. The transcript has 3 exons. Bases 51 to 803 code for a protein of 250 amino acids. The record is from RefSeq and is a predicted model, not a curated record.